Molecule: messenger RNA, 7933 nt
Organism: Coregonus sp. 'balchen'
Lineage: Eukaryota; Metazoa; Chordata; Actinopteri; Salmoniformes; Salmonidae
Source: the annotation of a GenBank genome assembly
AUGGCGGCUUCCUUUCCUUCUCCUUCUGCAACAAACAACAACAAAUGGUACUUCACCAGAGAACAGAUCGAGAAUAGCCCGUCUCGCCGAGCGGGGCUUGAUCCAGACAAGGAAUUGUCCUACAGACAGCAAGCUGCGAACCUUCUACAGGACAUGGGACAACGACUCAAUGUGUAUCUUUUGUCGGGGACGAUUUGUGCCUGCUAGCGGCUAGCUAGCUACAAGAGGUUGAAGCCGGUUUGGCGGCAUGGCUAGUUGCUAGCUAAUAUCUGCUAUUGUGUGUGUAUAUAACGUUAGUUGGUGUUAUUGUUGAUACCACAAUUUGUUCAUGUGGUUGGUUCAGACUGGACUGGGUUGUUACUAGUUAGUUAGUUGAAACUAGCGGCCCAGACGUGCGACUCGCUAGCAAGGGCCCGGCCAUCAUUGCGUUUGAUUAGCAUGGCUAACUAACGUUAGUUAGCCUAGCCAGCUAAGGUUGUGUAGGCCUUUGCAGCCUAGGCCUACGCUUCCUGUAACUUUAGAGAACAAAAGCCGAGCAGAGGGACGUUAGAGUUGUUUAGCUAUUAUAAUUGGGGUUUUGGUGUAUCAAACACUUUAAUAUUUUGAUAAGCGCAUAACGUUUUUGGCUUUGUUGGCCAAAAAUUGUUAGAGCGCUGUUUUGGGCGCUAACGAGUAACGUUAAAGCUAACAAUCUAUUUCUCUGCUCUAGAUAACGAUUAGUUAACUAUAGGUUAACAACACAAGUUUUCAAACCAAGCGUACGUUACCUAGCUAACUACUAGACAUGGUAUUGGUGAGCGGUCCAAUACUCUUAGAUAAAAUGUCCAUGCUAAUUGAGAUUAAGACAUUUUAGUACCUAUUUUAUUUGUUACGGUUGGCUUCUUUGUGGUCAUUAUUUGCUAUCUUGUUAGCUAUAGCAAACUAUCUGACCCACAAUGCAGUUCUAGCCGGCUAGAUACAUCGUUAUCCUACUACGUACCACAACAGACAUUGUCAACAUUAGGAGUUGUUACAGCAGUACUAGAUCACUCGGCUACAACCAAAACUAGUUUUGAAAAUAGUUGGUAGCUGCUGUUACAUAACAUACGCAGUCAUCAAUCAAAUAUACUAUUUAUCAUUUAACCCUUCAAGUAGUGAGUGUUCAAUCAAAUUUUAUUUGCCACAUGCGCCAAAUACAACAGGUGUAGACAUUACCGUGAAAUGCUUACUUACAGCCCUUAACCAACAACGCAUUAAUUUUUUUAUAAAAAAGUAAAAUAAAACAACAAAAAAAGUGUUGAGGAAAAAAAGAGCAGAAGUAAAAUAAAAUAACAGUAGGGAGGCUAUAUACAGGGGGGUACCGGCUAGUUGACGUAGUUGAGGUAAUAUAUAUCUCACUGAGACAUCAGGUCAUAUUAUUGUUAUGUUAUAACCCUUAACCUGUAGUUAUGCAUCAGGUCCCAGCUAACAAUUAAUACUGCCAUUGUGUAUAUGCACCGAUUCUACAUGAUCCAGUCAUUCACCAGGUUCCACAGAAAUGUAAGUACUUUGCACACACUGACAGCCUUAUUUGCAAAAUGUUGUAUCUUGUAUAGUUUGAAAUAAACAAUGUGUAAAAUGCGUAGCACUAUCAGGACAGCAUAUUUUGAUUCAAUUUGUCCAAUUUUUCCCCGUAGGUCAUAGCUCCAGCAACACUAUUCCUGGCUGCAAAGGUUGAGGAGCAGCCCCGCAAGUUGGAGCAUGUUAUCAAGGUGACCCAUGCAUGCCUCAACCCUCAGGACCCAUCACCAGAUGUCCGCAGUGAUGUAAGUCUCCAUGGUCUGGCCACUCCACUUUGAACUCACUCUGGCACUUGCAUUGUGCUCCACAAACUGAUUUGGGUAUGUUUAUUAGGGCCGGGAUGAUACCAGUAUCACUAUACUUGUUGGUAUCGUGGCAAGGAAACAAAACACUAAGCAUAUUUCACUUCUUUAGGAAAACAGCCCUAAUGUUGGAAACAAACCUGUUGUCAUCCAGAGUCUAAUUUAUUUAUUUGACAAGCUAUAGCACACUACUUUAUAUACAGCAGAUUUUUAAAGGGUCUGCUUCGUGUUUUCUUUUUUGUCAUGAAAAAAAUAUUGCAAUACUGGUAUAGUCACAGCCAUUGGGUGUUCUGAGGCGGUUGUACCUAGGCUUGGGCGGUAUACCGUAUACCAGGGUAUUUAGAAAUAGCCACGGGAUGGUUUUUCAAUACCAUUAACUAUUUAUUGGAAGUUUUUUUUUGCAAUACUUUAGGAGAUAAAGUAGAUUGCGUUCUUUAUUUCACCUGUCACAUAUUUUUUCAUUAUGAAGCUUACCCGUAGUCUCCAGUCACGUGGUGUUUGUUUACAAGCACACGAGACUAGAGCCUUGUGAGUCAGUCACUGUUGUGCAGCAUGCACCAGGUGAUCUAGUUACAGUAUGGAAUUCACAACUAUUAAGUUAACUGUCUAAAAUGUGCUAAAAAUGCUCUGCAGUUGUGCAUUUGGUGUGCUAAUUUAGUGGUUAGCUUCUUCCAAAAUCAAGUUUAGCUUGUUAACAGAAGAGAAUCCCGUCCUGGAUUAAGAUCCUUGCUGUCUUAUAUUUGUUCUGUGCGUGCAACAAACUGCGAGUAGCUUACUUGUAUAACUUUAUGAGCUGGGACGUAUGUCCUGAUAAUAGUUUAGGUCAGACACUGUAUAAAAUAUUCACAAUGUGCUCGUAAGCAUUUAGUUAGCUUUGGGAUUUUACUUGGGUUUCCGGGAGGACAUUUUUUAUUUACCAGACAUUUGAGAAAUUUACCGGACAUCCAUAUGCAUUGGGUGCGUAACGCAUUAAGGUGUCCACCCACGGUGCUCAAAAUCACAUUUAGAUUAUUGUAAUUCUUCUUAAAAGAAUAGAAAUGAGCCUGUAAAGAUGUAAUAAAGUAGAAUGAUGUUCAUUGCCCAUUGUCUUCAUCCCUGCUAUAAAUCAAAACUCAAAAAUAAAUAAACAUUUAACCUAGAAGAACAAGUCGCCUACACAGCAAUAAAAUACCACUUAAAAAUAUAAUAUUUGUAUAAUAUAAUUUGGAAACGACCUGUCCAAUAGGCUGUUCGUAUGAACAUUUGAAUUAAUAAAUAACAAAACACAAAUACAAUCUCGGCCUCUAAUUUAAUUUAGCCUAGGCAUGAACAUUUUAAUUAGGUCUAAUAAAUAACAAAACAUGGCUGUCUACGAACAUCAGGGCCAGCCCGUCCCACUCCUCAUUCUCACUGCGAUUCAGCACCACAACAGUGGAAAGAGGCCACUCUUUGUGGCCACAAAAUUGAGAAAUUGUAAAACUGAUGUUGGACAAUCAAAUGAACACAUUUCGUUAAGGCUGGUUCAUUGAGAGAGCUUAUUUUACAAUACUCCUGUGACACGAGCUCCGCUCUAUGGAUUUAUGAAGCACUUGUUUCCAAAUGUCAAAUGAUAUCUCACUCUUUUUACAGUUAUACUGGAUGAUAAUAAAUGGUGUGUUUAUUGUAAUUUGAACUAUAGUGGGGUUGUCAUGUGAUGUACGUGGCUUAUUGAUAACUCUGUUUCUUACUAUAGGCAGUUGGCUGCCUAGUGAUUGCAACAUUGUAACUCUCCGAUGUGAAUAUUUCGGCAACAAUAUUUUGUUUCCAAGUGCUACUGAAUAAGCUCAACUGAAAUGCACCAAUUGUGCAUGAUACACAUCCUUACUCUAGUCUAUCAAUCCAUUCCAAAUCAUUAUACUAUACAUGACACAGGGGCGGCAUAUGUUGAUCUUGACAAGGGCGCCAGCAGAACUGCUAAGACCGGGCCUGACGAACACAAUUAGCCUCCAAUAUACAGUGCAUUCGGAAAGUAUUCAGACACCUUCCCCUUUUCCACAUUUUGUUAUGUUCCAGCCUUAUUCUAAAAUGGAUUAAAUAAAUGUUUUUCCUCAUCAAUCUACACACAAUACCCAAUAAUGACAAAGUGAAAACAGGUUUUUAGAAAUGUUUGCUAAUUUAUUAAAAACAUUGAUCAUCCUUGAGAUGUUUCUACAACUUGAUUGGAGUCCACCUGUGGCAAAUUCAAUUGAUUGGCCAUGAUUUGGAAAGGCACACACCUGUCUAUCAAAGUGAGCCGCUGCUGUUGGGAAGUCAAAACUGUCCCAACUCUUAUGAGCAGCUUGCAAUGCACAUCAGCCUCGUUACUUUGUCCUCGGGAAGGCGCGAUCUUGAGGCUGUCUUUACUCUGUUUUGGAGAAAGAAACCCCUCUCGGCGGGCAUACUGGAUACUGGAAAGGGGGAUAAUCAACACAAUCUUUGCCAAUUUUGCCCAGUCGGGGUAUACUUCGCUGAAGUCCCUUAUGAGGACCUGACGUCUUUUGCGGGAGUAAAAAUAGAAACAACACUAAUUUCCAAGCUGCUUGUAGAUUUAUUAGCCUGUGAAGUAUAUUUAUUAGGCUAUGAAGUAUAUUUGCCUUUGAAGUUGGAGCACUUCGACUGGUAGUUCCAUCAAUGGAUUAUUUUCUCCUCUCGCACAAAAGCUGUCAUUUACCGGCUAACCUCCUCGUAACCUUCGGAUUAGAGGCUCAGUGGGGUUUGUGUUCAGUGCGGGGAUUACAGAAUAUCCCGGUAGGGCACAAGGUCUGUCUGAAGGUAUGGCACAAGGUCUGUCUGAAGGUAUGACAAUCUAGAUACCGCCCAAGCCUAAUUGUACCUCCUUGAAGGUAAGACUGCGUAAAGGGAAGGCAAGAGGGUGAGUGAGACAUAAGGGUGAGAGAGAAUGCCUCCUAGUGAGUAAUGCCUGUCUCCUGCCUGUCCUCUCAACCUCAGGCUUACCUGCAACAAGCCCAAGACCUGGUCAUUCUUGAGAGCAUUAUACUCCAGACCCUGGGUAAGUUGGGAUGGAAAAAUGAAUGGGGUCUUUGAUUUCAUCCCAAACUAGAGAUGUGCUGCUUGCUGACAUUAUUAACCAUCUUUGUUCUUGUCCACAGAGUUUUGAGUAGCAGUCCAUUCUAUUGGAAGUCCACACAUCACCUAGUCCUCUAUGCUCACUAUCACUACUGUCUUGCAUUUUUGGUUCCCUACUUUUGUCUUCAUAUGAAGUUUAUAUUGUAGCACUUUCUCUUCACAUUUUCCUCAUGAUUUUAAGCCAUUCAUUUGAUUCAAGUAAUUGUGGUGCAGGUUGUGGUGAUGGAGGAUAUUUAGGUUCUAAUCAUAUUAGAGAGCAAGUUAAUUUAGUACAGUAUUGAUAGAAUUGGGAUUGCCUGCUAAAAUGGCCAUUCACCACCUAUGACCUUUGUCUCAAUGAAUGGCUUAAAUGUAAAUGUGAAACUUUUUUUUUAUUCUCUACUCACUCAUUCACAUUUGUCUUAUACAGGGCCUGUCAUCUGAAGAUCUAAAGCAGUGCAUUCAUUCACUAUUUAAUAUAGUUUCAUAAAACAAGUACAUUGGUUUUCCGGGAAUGAUUUAUAUUAACGCUCAGUGAGAGUACUGAAAUAUCCAAUAAAUUCAGUACCUAUUGAGUAAAAAUUUGUAUUUUGCAUUAGCAGCCUCAAAUUCUCAUAAAGACGAUUCGAAAUUGUCACUCAUGGAACCUUUUCUCUGUCUCCCCUCUGCCCUAUUCAUUACAGCCUUUGAAAUCACCAUUGACCACCCACAUACUCAUGUUGUCAAGUGCACCCAGCUAGUAAGAGGUAAGCAUCAACAAAGUCCCUUUGUAGGCUACUGGUGAAGUUUCCAAACCCUAGUAGUACUUUUACAAUGACAUAAAUGGUUCUCGCUUAGUUAAAGGUAUUAUUUAUGAAUAUUUUAAUCAAAUGUUUUUAAUGCCAGUAUAUUGAACGCAGCAGGUUUUAAUUGUAUUUUCUUGUUUCUCGUGUUGUUGUUCCAGCGAGUAAGGAUUUGGCCCAGACAUCAUACUUCAUGGCUACCAACAGGUAUGCUGUUCACUCUGCUGUGUUCAACUUUGCGCUUUUAAUUUCAAUUCAAUAUAACAUUAUUCAAUAAAAAUUAAAUGCAACAUUGUCUGAUCUGCCUGUAUUUGAAUGAAAUGACCACCCAUCUAAGAGGUGCACGGUCCUCUUCAUUAUAUUCUGAAACUGAAUCUGUUUCUUCUCCCCCCUUCUCCCCCCUCUUGUUUUUUCCCUGUUUUCCCUGGAUUUUCCUUUGGCUGGUUUAUCUUGGACCCAACCUGCUGUGUAGUCUACACCUGACCACAUUCUGCCUGCAGCACAGCCCGCCCAUUGUGGCCUGCGUUUGCAUCCAUCUGGCCUGCAAGUGGUCCAACUGGGAGAUCCCUGUCUCCACAGACAGCAAGCACUGGUGGGAGUAUGUGGACAAUACUGUCACCCUCGAGCUGCUGGAUGGUAAGUUUGACUGAAUUUCAUUAUGCAUGUUUGUGCAGGUGUUGGUUAGAUUGUAUUGUAAUGAACUGAAUUGCAGAGCCCUUUGUAAUACUUUGUUCCGUAGAGCUCACCCACGAGUUCCUGCAGAUCUUGGAGAAGACACCAAGCCGAUUAAAACGUAUUCGCAACUGGAAAGUAAGUCGUACUUUGUAACAUACUUGCGCUCAUUUUAUAUAUUUUCAUAGCUCCAUUUCUUUCAGGUCGCCCUCGCAAAAGGGUCUUUCCUGACUUAAAGGUAGCUCCAUCAUUGCCUAACUCCGUGACUUCUUGUCCCAGGCGGCAGGUCAGACAGUGAAGGGAGGGAAGUCCAAGGUGCCAGAGGACGGGGAUCAGACAGAUGGCAUGAUGAGCAUGGUCUCCAUGUCGUCGUCUGAGAUCACGCUGGGCGGCCUGAUGAGCCUCUCCAACCCCUCUUCUUCUUCCUCCUCCAUGGCUCCCAUACUACUGGAGCUCAAGUCGACCCUGGGCAGUGGCUCCGACCAGCCCAGCCACGCCGAGCUGCACGCCCCGGCCAAGGUGUCACUGAGCGAGUACCGGGCCAAGCACGCUGACGUCCUGGCUGCUCAGAAGAGGAAACUGGAGAACAUGGAGGCCAGCGUGAAGAAGGAGUACGCCACGGCAGCCCAGGCUCUGAUAGGCCAGCAGCAGAGGAAGGAGAAGCACCACCGUGACCAGCAGCAAUCCAGCUCCCACCAUUCCAGCUCAGCCUCCUCUGGCCUCAGCAGCCCCUCGCCCAUCAUCCUCAAGAUACCCCUGGAAAAGGAGAGGGGCGAGCGCAGCUCCCUGAAGAUGCACCUCCCUCUGGGGUCUGGGGGAGGCGGGGGGCACAGUGGAGGAGGGAACAGAGGAGCAGGAGGAGAAAAGGACAUCAAAGUGAGAAUCCGGGUGCCUGAGAAAGUACGAAGUGGAGGCUCGGGAGAGGAGGGGGGCAAGAGUAGGGAGGGAAAGCACAGAGAACGCUCCAACCACCAUCAUCAUCACCACCACCAUCAUUCAUUGUCGUCUUUGAGCGGUGCUUCUGUCUCUUCAUCCUCGUCACAUAAACACUCAGCCAGUGCUGUAGGAGGAAGCAGCAGCAAAAAAGCCUCCAGUGACUCUGCUAGAAUGAGCUCCUCUUCUUCCUCUGCGUCUCGAAAGAGGACACAUUCCACGGAGUCCCAGGGCUCCCACCCCUCCAAAGUCUCUAAGUCCUCCAGGAACUCAGCCCACCAACUGCCUGCUCUUUUAGCUGCCUCUGGAGCACACUCCCUGGGGGCGCACCCCACUGACAUCCUCCCCUCCCUGGGUCUCCCCUCCCUCCACCAGGGAAACUACUCUCACGCCAAGGGGGACAAGCCGGACACUAACGGACACAAUGCAGGGGUUGGCAGCCAGUCGAAUGAGUACCAGGACACGUUUGAGAUGCUGAACUCUUUACUGAGUGCUCAGGGGGUCCAGCCUGCCCAGCCUCCCAUGUUUGAUUGCCGGUCUCAGUACGGGGAGUACAGAUACAGUGGAGGGUCUAGGGGGGGGUCUCGACCGCCACCUCUGCCUGCUGAACCUCCACCUCCGCUACCCCCUCUACCCAAAUGA